UUCUUUUGUUUUUCGGAAAACAUUUUGUUGCUCGCGUUGUCGCCGUUUGUUGUUUGUUUCGUUUCGGCGGUUUUUCGCGUGUUGUGCAGCAAGCGGACCAAACCAGUUCAGUCAUACACAUUUUCGUGGAGGAAAACACACGUCAAUGUAAAUGUUUGAUUGUUUUUCACUUAAAACGGAGCCAAAAAUCGAGCCUCCUGUUUGUGUGCGCUAGUGUGUGUGUUUGUGUGUGAAAAAGUGAAAAUGCUAUUUGGGCCAUAAUUGUAUUGAAAUUCUUAGCAACAACAAAAACCACCUUAAAUUUGUGGCAAGAAAAAAAUAUAUAAAGGAAAACACGGAAAAACACGAUGAAAAAAAAUAACGAAAAAGCUUCAGGCAAAGAAAUGAAAAAGUGAGCGGCGUCUUUCGAUUUUUGCUGCCUUUUAGCCGUCUUUCGUGUUGCGGUUGUUGUUCUUUCAGAAACCGUAAUUAAAUAAAUAUAUUAAUUGAAAAUUCAACGAAUUGGCGGAAUUCGCUCUCGCGUUUUGCCCUCUCGCUCGCACUAAUGGGCUGGCCUGACCUCGGCUAUCAUAUGUUCCCCGCGUUGUUGUUGUUGUUGCUUUGAAUGUUUUGUGUUUGUUGCUAUGCUGAGAAUUUGUUCUCUUUGCCGUUGAAGAAUAGCUAAAAAUAUAAUACAAAAAUAAAUAAAUACAAGAAAGCCAACAAAGAAAACAGUUUUCGAUCGAUCCCAGAGGAUAAAAACGCCACGUCUAUUGUUUUAUUGGACAGUCAUGACCUCUGCGGCUGAGGAGGGGUCAGUGAUGACGCCCCUAAAGUUUGUGUCCAGGUGCUAGGAUCUGCUCUUGGACAACUGUUGGGUGGACUACAACUGGAGUUACCUGUUAAUCCAGAACCAAAAGGAAGCACCCACAACACAGACAGAUAGACAACUAAAAAAACACACACAUAUCCGAGGUAGAUCGUGGCCAGGCCGAAGAAGGUAACCUGAUGGUUGUGGCUUGCGAAGAUGCCCUCAGCGAACACCGAAGACUUGCGGCGAAAGUUUCUAGUAGUGCAGCAGCAGCGCUCCGCACCGCCAAACCUGGCCGGCGACAGCCUCCAGCCGGCGGUACCCAAUGCCGCUGCAACCACCAGCCUGAUGAUGACCACGUCCACGGGUCUGGGCAUGGGCAUGGGCCUGGGCGAACCGGAGCGAACCUAUGUCUUUCCCGGUGGCAAUCCUGUAGUAGGUAGCGCUCCCGGUGGAGGACAGGGAAUACCCGGAGUGGCCAUAGCGGCUCCAUCACGCGGUCAUGCCCGCUCUAUAAGUCACGGAGGAGGCGCCAUAGUCGGGGCCAAUGGACGACCCAUUAAAUCCGCCAUGAAGGGCCACCAGCGAGCCUUUUCCCAGGGUCAAAUCACGGACUCGCCACCUGGAAGUGCUGCGCCCGCGGGUAGGGGUCACAGUCGUGUGGGUUCCAAAACGGAUUUCAUCCUGCCGCCGGGUCACAAGGAGGAACCGGUGAGGGAACCCUCGGCCCCAACUUCAGCGACUGGCGGUCGUGGCCAUUCCCGGCAAGCAUCGCGCUCCGAAUCCAUAUACACACUGCGGCGGACGGAGGCGCCACCCUGGUGGAAACGCUUCACCCUGUGCAACUACAACACCAGCGAUAAGUUCGAGGAGCGUAGCUACCGGAUGGUGGUGCCCAAUCACACAGUGCCGCCAAAGACGCCCAAGAGGGAUCAUCCCAAUGGUCAGUUUGUGGGCAAUAAGAUCCGGACCACCAAGUACACGCUGCUCUCCUUCAUACCCAAGAAUCUGCUGGAGCAGUUCCAUCGAGUGGCCAAUUUGUACUUUAUCUUCAUUGUCCUGCUUAAUUGGGUGCCGAAAAUUAAUGCGUUUGGCAAGGAGGUGGCCAUGAUACCGGUGCUAUUUGUCCUGGGAGUGACGGCAGUGAAGGAUCUGUUUGAGGAUCGACGAAGAAGGGCGUCCGACAAGAGGAUUAACAACACCACCUGCAGGGUAUACGAUGGGGAGACGGAACGCUAUAAGAAGGUGAAAUGGCAGGACUUGCGUGUUGGGGACAUUGUCCACCUGUCCAACAACGAGACAGUGCCGGCGGACAUCCUCCUGCUCCGGACAAGUGACCCCCAAGGGGUCUGCUACAUAGACACCUGCGAUUUGGAUGGUGAAACGAAUCUAAAGCGUCGCGAGGUCGUACGUGGCUUCGAGGAAAUGCAGAGCAUUUUUGUGCCCAGCAAGUUUGUGAGUCGCGUGGAGGCGGAUGCGCCGACAACGAAGCUAUAUAGAUUCCAUGGGGCCUUAAUACAUCCAACAGGGGAGCGUGUGCCGAUAUCGACCGAGUGCCUUUUGCUAAGAGAGAGCAGACUGAAGAAUACGGAUUUUAUUGAGGGUAUCGUGGUCUAUGCGGGACAUGAAACAAAGUCGAUGCUAAACAAUAGUGGUCCGAGGUACAAGCGCUCCCAGGUGGAACAGCAAAUGAAUAUUGAUGUGAUAUGGUGUGUGAUAAUUUUGUUGUUACUGUGCGUUGUCGGCGCCAUCGGUUGCAGGAUGUGGCUUAGUUCGUUCACCAACUUUCCGGUGCCCUAUCUUCCCUUCGAGGUGAAUGCCAACCUCGAGGGCAUGUGGACCUUCUGGACGUACAUCAUUAUUCUGCAGGUGAUGAUACCCCUGUCCCUGUACGUGACCAUCGAGCUGUGCAAGAUCCUGCAGGUCUUUCACAUCCACAACAACAUCGAUCUGUACGAUCAGGAUACCAAUAAGCAGACAGAAUGUCGAGCGAUGAACAUCACCGAGGAGUUGGGCCAGAUUCAGCAUAUAUUCUCCGAUAAGACCGGCACUCUCACCGAGAACAAGAUGAUCUUUAGGAGAUGUGUGGUCAAUGGAGCAGAUUACAAUCAUCCGCCAUCGGAACUGGAGAAGAUCUACUCAAAGCCGGGGGCACCAGCUCCGCCGCUGCUGCCGAAUGAUAACCUAAUCAAUGACAUGGCGCAGUUUAAUCAGGGAGCAUAUCUAACGUCACCGGCUCAACGCAUCCAGGAGUUCCUGGUGGUGCUGGCCAUUUGUAAUACGGUCAUUGUUGGGGCCGCUCCCCAUCGUGAUCUGAUGAAUGCCAGUGGCAUUAUCGAAGUGCAGCAAACGGGCAAUAAUAGUCCGGCAAAUCUGAAGAUGACAAAGCAGCGACAGAAGCUUCUCGCCGCCAGCACGACAACAACGACCACAACGACCAUACUGAAUGGUUCGGGACCACAGCAGCCGGGAUCUAUUCCAGCAGAUCGUUAUAUUCGCCUGGCAGAGUCUCGAUCGGUGACACCCUCGCCACCGCCCAACCUGCUGUUUGCCCUGCCCGCUCAGAGCCAUCAGCCGACACUGUCACCGAUCAGUAGUUCGGCGGAAUCGUCUCCAAAUUCCGAAUCGGAGUCCCCAUCUCCGCCGAUGAAAAACAAGGCUUUGUCCAACAGUAUUUCACCCACAGGAAGAGCCAAGGCAGUCAUCAACUCGAAGAUUACCAGCAUAGCCACCUUCCUGAAUGCCAAGACCCAAGGAAAGCGAAUGAAGAUGAAUUCAACCAAAACGGAGACGAUAUAUCGGACUGCCGAUGGACGACCCCUUUACGAGGCUGAGAGCCCGGAUGAGCUGGCUCUGGUGAAUGCCGCCUACAGCUACGACUGUUGCCUGCUCAAUCGCAGUGCUAAUCAAAUUCUGGUCAGCAUGCCGACGGCGGGUGCCACGGUGGAGUAUGAAAUACUCAAGGUCCUGCCCUUCGACUCUAGUCGCAAGUGCAUGUCGAUUGUGGUCCGACGCACCGGCACCCAGGAGAUUGUGUUGUACACCAAGGGAGCGGAUAGCUCCAUCAUGCCUGUUCUAGCACCCUGUGCGCACAAUAGUCCCGAGGGCAUCCUACGAGAACAGACCCAGCAGCAACUGGAUCGGUAUGCUCGAGAAGGCCUGCGCAUCCUGGUAAUGGCCAAACGCACCUUGAAUUCUGCCGACUAUACGGAUUGGUGGGCGCGGCAUCAAGAGAUUGAAAUGUCAUUAGAAAAUCGCGAGCGUAGGCUUCGUGAUUCAUUUGCCAAGCUGGAGAGCAAUCUGACUUUGCUCGGGGCCACUGGGAUUGAGGAUCGCCUGCAGGAUGGAGUGCCAGAGACGAUAGCAUCGGUAUUAGCAGCGGGUAUCUCUGUUUGGGUGCUGACGGGAGAUAAGCCCGAAACCGCCAUAAAUAUUGCCUAUUCUGCGAAGCUAUUUACUCAGCAAAUGGAGCUGAUCAAAUUGACAGCUCGAUCUCGCGACGCAGCAGAAACAGCCAUUAAUUUCUAUCUGACUGACAUAGAGAAUGCCAAGACAUCCUCCCUGGGCUAUGGCCAAACCUUGAGGAAAAAGCAGAGAGCCUUAGUUGUGGAUGGCAAGACGCUUACCUUUAUCCUGGAUCCCAAGUCCAAACUGAUACUGCCAUUUUUGCGGUUGGCCAAGCGAUGUGCUUCGGUGCUCUGCUGUCGCUCCACGCCGCUGCAGAAGGCAUACCUAGUCAAAGUGGUCAAGGAGGAGCUGAAUCUGCGUACCCUGGCCAUUGGCGAUGGCGCCAACGAUGUGUCCAUGAUCCAGAUGGCGGAUGUGGGGGUGGGCAUCUCCGGGCAGGAGGGCAUGCAGGCCGUAAUGGCCGCCGAUUUCACACUCUCCCGGUUUCGUUACUUGGAGCGGUUGCUUCUCUCGCAUGGCUAUUGGUGCUACGAUCGCUUGUCCCGCAUGAUUUUAUAUUUCUUUUACAAGAAUGCGGCCUUUGUAUUUCUGAUAUUUUGGUAUCAACUAUAUUGCGGCUUCUCAGGGUCUGUAAUGAUGGACCAGAUGUACUUGAUGCUGUACAACUUGAUAUUCACCUCGCUGCCGCCCUUGGCAAUUGGAGUGUACGACAAGCGAGUGCCAGAAGAUUUACUGCUAAAGAAUCCGUAUCUCUAUAAAAAUGGUCGACUGGGCUUGGCUUACAGACCGCACGACUUUUGGCUGAUACUGCUGGAUGCCCUGUACCAGAGCCUUGUUAUAUUCUUUGUGGCGCUGUGCGCCUACGCAGAGAGUAAUGUGGGCAUCUGGGAGUUUGGCACCACCAUAACGGCCUCCUGUCUGUUUGCCAAUCUGGUGCAUUGUGCCAUUGAAAUACGCUCCUGGACUGUGCUGCAUGUCAUAUCCAUUGCGGUUAGCCUGGGCUCCUUCUACCUCUUCUCAAUUGUGUACAACUCGAUGUGCGUCAAUUGCUUUGGCCUGCCCUCCACCUACUGGGUGAUCUUUGUGUGCUUCGGCUCCGCUGUCCACUGGCUGGUGAUACUGCUCUCCACAGUGGUGGCUGUGCUGCCACGCCUGCUGCUCACCACAGUGCGCAUCUCGCUGUGUCCCGACGACAGCACAAAGGUCAUACUGCAGAGCAAGCGGGAGCGCAGCAGAGGUGAGGGUUUGUUAGUUACUUGGUCGCGCUCCACUUCAGCCUCAUCAAUCUAUAGAAUCACCGAUUAUGGGUCUAAGAAUCAGAUUAUAACAACGAUUACCUGAUCGAGCGCCAAAAUGCAAUUCCUCGGCGGCUAUCUCAGCGGCAAACAAACUCUAGGAUAAGGAAACACGAUGACUAGCAAACACCCAUGAACAUGAACUUGUACACAAGUGCUUUCACCCUAAAAUAAGUGGCCUUCGACACCGAUUAUCAGUAAUAAUGUUUCGUUAGUUUAGUUCAUUUAGCCGCCCUGCAAAUUAUUAUAUCGUAAAUGUACUUAGUAACCAAUUGAAUUAACUGUUUAGCGAAGAUUUCCAAGUUAACUAUCCGCGAUUUAGUUGAAAAUGUGCCUCGAGGAGGGCACGCUUGCAUAUUUAUUUGUAUAUAAGUAGAGAGUUAGCGUUAGUACCUAGAACCGUAGCGAAGCAACCUAACCAACCUAACGACUAUUGUUUAACAGAACCGAAAAUACAAUGCUAAUUACUGAAACUAGAUACAUGUAAUGCCUAGACCUAGAUAUACAUAUAUAUAUCACCCUAACAGAAAUACUUGACAAUUCAAAACACAACAGAACUCUGAUGGUUCGAUGAAAAGGCUGUGAUUCUACACUCAUGAAGGAUAUAUACCUAAGCAUAAGGAUUAUUAUUAUAUAUACACGCAUACCGAAACCCAAAACUAAACCUAAAUCUAAACUAGAUCCGUACGUUAGUAGUUGCAUUGAUUCGAGUAUUGACAUCUCCUCUCCACUCACCUUCUGUGUUUCUUAGUUUGUUGUUCUUUGGCGAGCAAGUGAGUUUUUUACUUUUUUAUUGAGGGUAUUAAUCGAUCGUUGUAAUCCAUUAGUUUUUACUACUAUGUACUAAAAAGAACCCUAAAUGCAAUUCGAAAUUAAAUUGGUACGUGUUGACACUGGAA
Molecule: messenger RNA, 6392 nt
Organism: Drosophila serrata
Lineage: Eukaryota; Metazoa; Arthropoda; Insecta; Diptera; Drosophilidae
Product: phospholipid-transporting ATPase VD
Biological process (GO): phospholipid translocation
Cellular component (GO): plasma membrane
Molecular function (GO): ATP hydrolysis activity; ATP binding; magnesium ion binding
Source: RefSeq, a predicted model, not a curated record